CGGCAGUGUGCAGGACGUGACGUCACACCGCGAGCAGAGCCCCGCUAGCAGUGUGCAGGACGUGCCCGCUCACACAGCCCAAACACACGAUACUCGCCCUACGCACACCACACAUAAUUCUAUUAGAUUAAUAACACAUCAACAACACCAUAUCGCACCACAAACGAAUAAGAAGACCUACUAUUGCGACAUGUGUAGUCAGCAAUUUACGUCUAAAUUUACUUUAAUCCGACAUAUCAGAACACAUACACUGCUGGAACCUUAUCCAUGCGGAGUUUGUAAAGAAACAUUUGCAAAUAUAUUAAUAUUGGAUGAGCAUUUAAGAUUUCACUCUGCAGAGAGACCGCACGUGUGUGACGUAUGCAACAAGCGAUUCGCAACAAGAGCCACUUUAAAUCAACAUAGAAAAAUUCACACUCUAGGGAAACUAUACAAAUGUAAAGAAUGUAACAAGCAAUUUACAAGAAAAGAUAAUUUAGAGACCCACAAAAGACUCCAUAGUGAUGUGAAACCAUACAAAUGUAAAGAAUGUAACAAGCAAUUUACACUAAAAGCUCAUUUAAAGAUCCGCGAAAGUAUCCAUACUGGAGAGAAACCAUACAAAUGCAAAGAAUGUAACAAGCAAUUUACACAAAAAUGCCAUUUACAGACCCACGAAAGAGUCCAUAGUGGCGUGAAACCAUACAAAUGUAAAGCAUGUGACAAGGAAUUCACUCAAAAACAUCAUUUAGUUAUCCAUGAAAGAAUCCAUAGUGGAAUAAAACCAUUCAAAUGUAAAAAAUGUGACAAGGAAUACACACAAAAAUAUUAUUUAGUUAUCCACGAAAGAGCCCAUAGUGGCGUGAAACCAUACAAAUGUAAAGAAUGUAACAGAGAAUUUAUUUUAAAAAAUUCUUUAGUUAUACAUGAAAGAAUCCAUAGUGCAAUGAAGCCAUAUAAAUGUAAAGAAUGUAACAAACAGUUUACAAGAAAAGAUCAUUUAGAGAUCCACACAAGAGUUCAUAGUGGCGUGAAACCAUACAAAUGUAAUGAAUGUAACAAAGAAUUCACACAAAAAAGAAAUUUAGUUAUCCAUGAAAGAAUCCAUAGUGGAAUGAAACCAUUCAAGUGUAAAGAAUGUGACAAGCAAUUUUCAAGAAAAGAUCAUUUAGAGAUUCACAAAAGAGUCCAUUGUGGCGUGAAACCAUACAAAUGCAAUGAAUGUAACAAAGAAUUCACACAAAAAAAAAAUUUAGUUAUCCAUGAAAGAAUCCAUAGUGGAAUAAAACCAUACAAAUGUAAAGAAUGUAACAAGCAAUUUACAAGAAAAGAUCAUUUAAAGAUCCACAAAAGAGUCCAUAGUGAAGUGAAACCAUACACAUGUAAUGAACGAAACCAGCAAUUAAGUCAAGAAGAUAGUUUAGAGACAAAUAAAAUGAGUCACAUCGGAGAGAAGCCGUAUAGAUGUGAAGAAUGUAACAACAACUUUACAUUAAAAUCUGAAUUAGAGAGACAUAAAAAAAUACACACCGAUGAACAAUCAUACGAAUGCGAAAUAUGUGAAUCACUUUUUUUCGAUGAAACAAGUUUAAUGAAACAUGUUGAAACACAUAUAUCCAGGAUACUAUAACGUUGUUGUUUCGUAAAAUGGUUUAUAAUUAUAAUAGCUCAGGUUAAUGUGGUUAAUCCAUCGACAGAGGCGUAACUAUACAUAGUUGUUUUAUUCGGAUUCAGUCAAUAGAAUUUUACUCCACUGCUAUUUACUUCACCUUAUUGCUAGUUACAUUUGCGUAGACAAAAUAUCGGAAAGUCAACCGCGUGAAGAUAUUUAUUAUCUUAUAUCAAUCAAUCAAUCAAUAAUAAUUUAUUUUUAACAAAUAGUCUAUAUGUGUUAGUAACAUAAUAAUGCUUAAAUCUAGGGUCAGUACAAACAAAACAUAAACAUAAAACACAUUUUUACAUAAUGGGGCAUGUAGCUGCACCCAGUGCUUCAGCCAUGGUGUGUCCCUCUGGUCGGCCAACGUGCACAGGAUGGUAUUCGAGCUGGCGCGCCACCGCCUCAACAGCUUCCUGAUGAUCGCGUGGAAGCCAU
Cydia fagiglandana is the source of this 2071-nucleotide messenger RNA. Its product is annotated as zinc finger protein OZF-like. The record is from RefSeq and is a predicted model, not a curated record. Gene Ontology annotation, cellular component: nucleus. Gene Ontology annotation, biological process: regulation of transcription by RNA polymerase II. The transcript has a single exon. The coding region runs from base 191 to 1609 and encodes 472 amino acids. NCBI's taxonomy places the organism in Eukaryota, Metazoa, Arthropoda, Insecta, Lepidoptera, Tortricidae. Gene Ontology annotation, molecular function: DNA-binding transcription factor activity, RNA polymerase II-specific; RNA polymerase II cis-regulatory region sequence-specific DNA binding.